Messenger RNA from Sinocyclocheilus rhinocerous, 1527 nucleotides. Its product is annotated as protein eva-1 homolog A-like. Lineage: Eukaryota; Metazoa; Chordata; Actinopteri; Cypriniformes; Cyprinidae. The record is from RefSeq and is a predicted model, not a curated record. The transcript has 4 exons. The coding region runs from base 1 to 744 and encodes 247 amino acids.
AUGUUUUCCAGGAAUCAUUGUGCACAGGUUUAUCUCAGUCCACCAGGAAACAAAUGUGCAUUUAACAGCGUUUACAUCCCAAAGAAACUCGUGCAGGAGUCGGUUUCCAGGCAUCCAUCAUUCCCCUCUCCCCCAUCUGUGCCUCAUGACCCCAACGUGGUGGGAGACAGCGCUCCUCCUGACGGGACCCCGUCUCUGAGCUCGGACUCUGCGCCAGGGAGGUCGACGCGAGGACGGAGUUCUGCUCCGUAUUCAGAAGAGACGGAUCAGUCUGGAGAAAGCGAUCCGAACCCAACCAUCUCCACUGUAAUCAGACCAGCCAUGGCCCUCAUCAGCAGCAUGCUGGCGGCCUACACCUACAUCACAGAGCACCCGGAGCGCUGUGCGCUGUAUUUCAUGUGCGGCGUCUGUGCCGGUCUGUUCCUCACGCUCUUCACGCUGGUGGUUCAGAUAUCCUGCCGUACGGACUGUAAACCUCGCCACGGCGUCGCUAAGAAGCGUCCGAGACCCGCGGACUCCGACAGCAACACCAGCGACUCUGAUUCAGACUGGGACUCGAGCUCGGACCUCUCGGCCCGACGGCACCGGCGCUUCGAGCGCACGCUCAACACAAACGUCUUCACGUCGGCGGAGGAGCUGGAGCGAGCGCAGCGACUGGAGGAGAGAGAGCGCAUCAUACGGGAAAUCUGGAUGAACGGACAGCCGGACGUCCCAGGAACCCGCAGCUUGAAUCGCUACUACUAGAGCGCCGCCUCCGAUCGGACGAUUCCAGACAGGAAGCUACUAACAGGACGCUAAAGCAGCUGGAGUCAUCGCCUAGUGUGGCAUUAAAUGGCGUAUUUGCAGUGGAAAUAAGCUCUUCAUUGAGGCGCGGUUUAUCCAUGAGGUGAAAGGUCAAAUGCUGACAAGUCAGAUUUGGGAAUAUUCUUACCUGGUGUCUUGAAGUUGGACAUUUUCUGCAGCGUGCGGCUGAAGCUAAGGCUCAUGGGAGAUGUGGUUCAGUUGAAAGGAGUCUAUAGGCAGCUCUGAGAGGCGUGAUAAGCUCUAAGCACUGUGAUUGGUCCUUCACUCCGCCUGUCAAACAGUGAGGACCGCCUUCUGUAGGGAGAGACCUGAGCAAAUUAAGUGCCUUCCAGUUUGAUCUGACAAAUACACAUACAGUAUACAGUGGGACUAAAAUAUAUUUGGACACUUAUAAAUAUCUGAAUGUCAUUGCAUAAGGAAACAAAUAUAACAAACCAAGCUGCGACUGCAAGAAAAUGAUGCUGGAGCUUCACUUUUCUGCAUCGGUUUUGCUUAAUGACCUUUAAUCUCAUCCACAAUGCCACAUUGAAUCUUUUGGUAACACUUUACAACGAGAUACUACAUUAGUUAACAUGAACUAACAAUAAAAAAUACUUUUAAAGCAUUAGUAAAAUCAAAAGUUCUGUUUGUAUUUAAACCUGAGGUAUACAAGCCUGUUUCAGCUAUGGGAUAAAAAAAAAUCAGAUAAUUUGUGUUUUUUCUUCUUCUUUUAAUCACAAUUUU